CUCUCCUCCCGUUCUUAUAUCAUGUCGACCUCUCCAGCCGAUGCUCUUAUCACCUCUACCGACCCUCUUCAUCCCGCGAACCUGAUCCCCGAACUCUGUAGAGGAUUUUAUCACCUUGGUUGGGUAACGGGUACUGGUGGCGGGAUCACUAUCCGAUAUGGUGAUAAGGUAUACAUUGCGCCCUCGGGUGUCCAAAAAGAGCGCAUCGAACCUACGCAUAUCUUCGUCCUUCCAUACCCACAAACGCUCACUACAACCGGGGACAAAAUCUUCCUGCGCAAACCCACAGUCAACCUCAAAGAAUCUGCCUGCACCCCGUUGUUUUGGAAUGCCUUCGAUUUGAGGGACGCAGGGAGCUGUAUACAUACCCACUCUCAAAACGCGGUUAUGGCGACAUUGAUGUGGUCAGGUGAUGUAUUCACCAUCUCGCACCAGGAGAUGAUCAAAGGUGUCCGUAUCGGUGGAACCGGAAAAGCGCUCUCCUAUCUCGAUACGCUUGUCGUUCCUAUCAUAGAGAACACUCCAAACGAGGAAGAUCUCAAGGAUAGCAUGGCUGAAGCCAUGGUCAAGUAUCCGGAGGCCGCUGGCAUCCUUGUUCGUAGACAUGGCGUCUAUGUUUGGGGGAGCGACUGGGAGAAGGCGAAAACGCAGACUGAGUGCCUCGACUACUUGUUCGAGCUUGCAGUCAAGUUGCGUCUGGCUGGUAUACCGACUGGACCUAAGUCGGCGUGAUCAUCGUUACAUGUAUUUGCUAGAGCCGUAUGAAUAGGUAGAUGCGGAAGAGUGUAUGUUCUGGUGGUGUAUCUAGAGACCAGAGUCGGAGAAGUCCCAUCACAUUGUAGCUACCAUACCGGAAUACGGAGCCUACGUGCUACUUGCAUCACUGAUGCUACAGUACUGUUGAUCUUUUUGUACCCAAAGACAUGGCGUGGUGUGUAG
Molecule: messenger RNA, 939 nt
Organism: Stereum hirsutum FP-91666 SS1
Lineage: Eukaryota; Fungi; Basidiomycota; Agaricomycetes; Russulales; Stereaceae
Product: Methylthioribulose-1-phosphate dehydratase
Exons: 6
Coding region: 22-732 (236 amino acids)
Cellular component (GO): cytoplasm
Molecular function (GO): methylthioribulose 1-phosphate dehydratase activity; metal ion binding
Source: RefSeq, a predicted model, not a curated record